AUGGCGCUUGAAGACAAGGAGCGACGCUUCGCGCUCAAUCCAAGCGAUACUGCAGGAAAGCGGAACCAGCUCCCUCAAAAGUUGGACUGCUCCGACUCUGCACCAGACUGA
This is a messenger RNA of Peronospora matthiolae, 111 nucleotides long. The record is from the annotation of a GenBank genome assembly. NCBI's taxonomy places the organism in Eukaryota, Oomycota, Peronosporomycetes, Peronosporales, Peronosporaceae.